CAAUUUACCGUAUUUUCCAGAGUAUAAGUCGCUCCGGAGUAUAAGUCGCACCAGCCAUAAAAUGUAUAAUGAAGAAAAAAACGUAUAUAGGUCGCACUGGACUGUAAGUCGCAUUUUGGGGGGGGAAUUUUUUUUUUCUUAUAAAAUCUGAGACCAAGCAUUUCACAUUGCAAGACAAGUACCUGUAACAAUAACAGAAUAAACAACGCAGGCGCAGCAGCGCGCCACGGUCUCCAGCAGAGGAUAGCGGUGUUUGAAACCCUCCCAGCGGGACAGGGGAGCUCAUCCCUGGGUCGGAGCCUCCCGGCCCGCAGCAGCUCACCACAUUCUCCAACAGGUGAUGGCAGGGCAGAGGAGCUUAUUCCUGGUCCGGACCCGCAGCAGAGCGGUAUACAUAAUUUGGUAUAUAAGUCGCUCCGGAGUAUAAGUCGCAGAACCAGCCAGACUAUGAAAAAAAAGUGCGACCUAUAGUCCGGAAAAUACAGUAGGUAUUUAUUUGUGAUUAGCUGUAGCGGCUAUGUUGAACUGAGUUGACUUCAGAGGUCAGCCAUAGAUGUGUAUCCAUGAAAAACUCACUGAGUUAGAGCAAUUUACCGUAUUUUCCAGAGUAUAAGUAUGAUAUAAUAAUUAUUAUUUACUUACUUAGUUUCCUUUAAAUCCAUUAAGUAAUUCAUGACAUAUAUGUACAAACACAUGCAAAGACUUUUUUGGCUGCCGUUUGUGUUUGAGUGGUGGAUAAAACCUAAAGAAACAUAAAUGUAUGCCGGAUUAACUCAGUUCUCCAGUUAUUUCUAGUUUUCCUACAGAGAACAACCAGUGGGAAUGUCUGGUCUCUUCAGGAAAUUGCUCCUACAUCCCAGACAGUGUGACAGACAGUUCCACACCCUUUCCAGACAAUAAAAUAAAAUAUGUAGAAGAAAAAAAUAGGAAAAUAUGAAAGCUUGUUUUAGAAGAACUCUUUUAGAAGAAGAAGCAUUUUAGAGGUUUGUUUCAGUGUUUAGUGUUUGGAUACGACUGUGUUUACAUGAAGGCGAGUCGGAGCCUCUGUAGCCAGGGCCUCAUGGUUCUGUCCUGCCCUCUCUUACACUCUGAGGCAGUGUUUUGGACCGGGGCCCAGGACCGAGCCUGAGGCACCCUGCUCUGCUCCAGCCUCUCUGGAGCGCCGACUCUCACUGACAUUAUUACAUCAGCCCAGGAGACAGAAGACUUCAGUGUGUGUGCCGGCGCUCGGAUGCUCCUCUCAGCUUGUUGGUUUAGAACACAACAAAGUGGCUGAAAGCGUGAAGCGUCAUUGGUCGCGGUAGAAGUCUUCCAGUAGAGACGAGCAGUUCUCAGUCAUGGCCCUGCGCAUCAUACGUGGAAUGGAAGACCUGGUGGCAUCGGGCAGCCAGGUUGUAUGGAGCCUGGCUCAUCAGACACUGAGGAGGUUGUACAAGCAUGGGCUGAUGCCAUGCAGGCGCCUCCUGGAGUCCUGGUUCAGGAUAGGAAAGUGCUACCAGAUGACUGAAGGUCGUCUGGCCCAGGUUCACCUUCUCGAUGGCAGGAAGCUGGAGCUGCUGGUUCAGCCUAAGCUGUUGUCCCGGGAGCUACUGGAUCUGGUGGCCUCACAUUUUAACCUGAAGGAGAAAGAAUAUUUUGGGUUGUGCUUCAUAGAUAACAAUAGCCAGAAUAACUGGCUCCAGCUGGAUCGUAAAGUCCUCGACCACGACUUCUCUAAGACUUCAGGGCCACUGGAACUCAAGUUCCUCGUGAGGUUUUAUGUAGAGAAGAUCACCCUUUUGAAAGAAAACACAACAGUGGAGCUCUUUUUCUUAAACGCUAAAUCUUUAGUGUUUAAUGAAACUAUCGAAGUGGAGAGCGAACAUGUUUUCAAGUUAGCCGCUUUCGCACUGCAGGAGGCCAAAGGAGAAUACACCAGUGCUGAGGCUGCCAGAUCAGACCUGAAGUCACUGCCAGUUCUUCCUACCAGAGUGCUGAGGGAACAUCCAUCUCUUAGCUACUGUGAGGACAGAGUGAUUGAACGCUACAGGAAACUGAAGGGAUUGACCAGAGGACAAGCCAUUGUGCAGUAUCUGGCCCUGGUGAAAUCGCUGCCUACAUAUGGAGUCCAUUAUUACCCUGUGAAGGACAAGCAAGGACUGCCGUGGUGGCUGGGAGUCAGCUAUAAAGGCAUCGGCCAGUACGAUUUGCAGGAUAAGCUGAAACCUAGAAAGUUGUUUCAGUGGAAGCAGUUGGAGAAUUUGUACUUCCGGGAGAAGAAAUUUGCAGUGGAAGUGAACGACCCCCACAGGAGAAAGGUGACCAAGAGAACAUUCGGACAGGCCGGUCUGGUUAUUCACUCAUGGUAUGCCAGCCACUCUCUGAUUAAAACCAUCUGGGCGAUGGCCAUCAGUCAGCACCAGUUCUACCUGGACACGAAGGAAAGCAAAGAGAACAUGACCACUAGCAGGAGCUCCGGAGAAAUCGCCGUGGACCUGACGGAGAUCACCGCCCCACGGAUCAGUAAACUCAUUGAGAGCAAAGAUCCUCUGAUAAUGGCCAGCAAUGGAAGCCUCAUCUCCACUGGUUCUGCUGACUCUGAAGUCACGGAGGAACAGAAGAAGGAGAAGAUUGCUGAAUUUAAAAAAAAGGAGAAGGACCUUCAGGACAAGCUGACGCAGAAACUUGAAGAACUCAAAAAGAUCUGCUUGAGAGAAGCUGAGUUGACAGGCAAACUGCCUAAAGAGUAUCCCAUAUCCACUGGUGAGAAGGCCCCUCCAGUGCGGCGGCGUGUUGGGACGGCCUUUAAACUGGAUGACAUGUUCCCUUAUGAUGAGGACCCACAUCUUAGGAAUCUGGAGAGCAGGUUUGCUUUGCAGCAGAAGAUCGUAGAGGCGGCCAAUAAGCUCACCAAUGAGGCCGAUCUCAACAAAACGGUGAAAAGGAAGAGAAAGGACAACCUUAAGGAUGCUUUGAGGAAGCUGGAGCAGAUCGAGCUGGAGAUAAAUGCUUACAGGAAAACCAAAGGAAAGAAACCCACUCAGAGAGCCUCGUUGGUCCUAGCAGAUGAUGCUCUGACCUCAGACAUCAGCUCUCUCUCUGACAGCCUCAACCUAGAUGACGAGGAGGAACUUGGUUCUCAAAGGCAGCGGUCCAGAUCAGUGCAGUACUCCCCUAGACCACAUCAUGCAGACACUCUGGACAUUCAUUACAGCGGAGACAGGCGAGCCUCCGCUCAUGACCAGCUAGGAGACGUGAGAUUCAGUUGCAACCAAGUGCACGAGUCAGCCCGCUACAGUCGCACUGAGGCCUUAACGAGCUGCAGCGGUCUGGCUAAACCAGCUUCCAGACAGCCCCACGAGGCUCGCAGCAUGCCCGCCACUCCUGUUCUCACCCGCAAUGCCUACAGCAGCACGCAGCUCAGGUCUGAAGACGCUCCGCAACAUUUCCGUCAACGCAGCGGGAGCCUAGAGUCGCAGUCUCAGGUCGCGAUAGAGACCAAAGCGCCCAGUAUUCCGACCUUCACCAUCUCCACUGCCCGACGCAGCAACAGCACCGACAUCCUGGACGACGGCUCCUCCUACACCAGCCAGUCCAGUGUGGAAUACAGCGCUCCGGGCAACCACCCCCACAGGCGCAGGGCUCAUGGCCGCCACAGGAAAGACCUGUACGCUAACACUGGCAGCAUGCCCAACCUGGCUCAGCCGGACGCCCGGAUGCCCUGCUACGCCUACCCACCUCGGACCAGACCCACCACCACGGCCUACUAUGUCACAGGCUAUCCGAACUACUUAGAGCCUGAGCCUCACACCAACCGAGUCUACGUGUACGAAAACGAGGUGGAGGGUCACUAUAGCGUCAACCCUUCCUACCACCACACACAAGCAGCGUACCGCAACUACGACAUGCACAGUCCCUACGGCACAGACGAGAUGGAUGGCGUUCCACAUAACCUUUACGCCACAGUGCGUCCUCCCAGGAACCGCCCGGUACCGCGCAGCAACGAGCAGGUUAGCAGGAACAGUCAGAAGGCGCUGGUGGCCCAGCACUUAAAGGUCUGGUACGAACGCAACACGGCACACCGACACGGUGACUACGACUACGACAGGGCCCCCCAGCACAGCUUGAGCCAUCAGAUCAUGGCUGCACCACAUCCACAAAACUACAGGACCAUUUCCUACUCAUCAAUGUCGACAGCCUCUCAUAGCGGGAACUGGCACACCCAGAUGAGCGGUCGUGGUAUGUUAGAAUAUGACAUGCCCAUGCACGAGCCGCAGCCCUACUCCUACUCCUACAACACGGCCCCCUGCAGCCUCUCCACCCACAGCAGAUACGGCUCGUCCCAGCUUGUAAAAGGCUCCUGGCGUAGCCCCGAUGGCCAGAGACGCUGUACUUUUUUCCCUGCUAGUUCUUCCUCCUCUGGUUCCUCUUCCACCUCCUCCCUGCCCUCUUCCUCACCCUCUCCCGGCUGUCGAGUCAGGCAGGCGGUCUCCAGCCCUGCACAGCCCCACUUCUCCAGAGGGCACAGGCUCAGUAACGUGCCUUUUGCUAAAGGUAGCUCAUAAUCGUAUGUAGAUGUAAACCACAGCAGCAUGGACCCGGAGGAGCACAUCCACUGGCACGAAGACUCCAAACCAGGAACAAUCGUAUAGCUAGCUGCCGUCCCGCUGCGGGCAACUGUCACUGUGACAGGCUGACUUUGUGCCUUCGGCUGCACUUACCUGUUUAUGUGUAAAACAUUCGAAGAAUGAAGGAAUUUUAUGUGGAAUUCAGAGUGACAAACAAAUGAAGUGCUCUCAUUUUCAGUUCUGUGAAAGCAGUUUAGACUGGAGCUAGGUGUUGUGAUGAUGUCACUGAUGCACUUCAGGCUACCUUCAGAGACGACCAACACCUGAGACUGUCUCAGAGAGGAACCCCCAACGUUUCAUGAACACUGCCUAUGAAGGAUUGAUAAGGACAAUGAAGGACUGAACUCAGUAGAACCAGAUCAAAAGGAUUUACCAGAUCCACCUUUUCUCAGCAUUUCUUUGAACAACCUUUAGUUAUUUUCCUCAUAAGUAUUCAGUCUGUCAGUACACAAUGAUUGAGCCAAAUCUUUAUAGUUAACUGCACCACGUGAGUAUUACCACGCACCACCAGUUUGAUCUCACUGCCACCGCUGUUGUGUUGUUCAGAAACUGGUGAAUGGAGCCAUGCUGGAAACGAUGGGCUGGAGCUCGUCUUUCCUCCUGUAAGUAAGUGUUGCUGCUGUAAAUACACUGGUUCUGUUCUCUUCUUCUUACAGACUUUUUUAUGUUUUUUAAAAACGUGUAAUAUAUAGUGAACAAUUGUUAAGCUGGUUCUUAGUAAUUUGUAUAAUACAUUAAAAAAGUAUUUGAGUCUGUU
Molecule: messenger RNA, 5364 nt
Organism: Nothobranchius furzeri (turquoise killifish)
Lineage: Eukaryota; Metazoa; Chordata; Actinopteri; Cyprinodontiformes; Nothobranchiidae
Gene: frmd4ba
Product: FERM domain containing 4Ba
Biological process (GO): establishment of epithelial cell polarity
Cellular component (GO): bicellular tight junction; adherens junction; cytoskeleton
Molecular function (GO): cytoskeletal protein binding
Source: RefSeq, a predicted model, not a curated record